ACUUAAUUACACUUCCUCCUUAUUUCCAGUACCGGUAUGUUUAUUCUGACCAGUUAGUUGGGCAACUGUAUGACUACGACUCUGGCAGCUCCAUCUGUUGCGUAACCAUUUGUUUGCAUGCGACAACAAAAAACAUGUGAGGUGUACUUUCCAUAACCACACCCUCCUAAACAAACUGAUAAGGUAGGUGUGCAGUAUCCUGCCUGGUUGGUCUUCACACUUACAAGCUGCUGUGUUCAACCUCAUGGAACAAACAGUGAACAUAGUUUCAAGGCAACAGUGGGGAGCUGUGGCCCCGAAGCAGAAGGAGAGCCUGGAAGGUCCAGCCCAGAGAGUUGUGAUACACCACACUGCCCUCCGGAGCUGCAAGGACCUGACAGAGUGUACAGAUGAGCUUCUGAGAAUCCAGAGGCUUCAUAUGAAGGAAAGACACUUUGACGACAUUGGGUAUAAUUUUCUUGUUGGAGGAGAUGGGAGUCUAUUUGAGGGCCGAGGUUGGGGUGUGAUGGGAGCACAUACCAAAGGUCACAACGGUGACUCCCUGGGCAUUGCUUUCAUGGGCAAUUUCAACAAUGACACUCCAAGCAAAGAGGCAAUAUUGUCAGUCAAACAGCUGCUAAUGUCUGGAGUUUUACAAGGCUUCAUCCGACCAGAGUUUGCCCUGUACGGCCACAGGGAUUUAGGAGCGACACAAUGCCCUGGAGAAAAUCUUUAUGCUGCACUAUCACAGCUGAGAAGCUCAACUUAAAAUAAACUCCUGAGGGAAAGAGGAACACUAAGCUAUGAAUUUCUUUUGACCCUUAACCAUGGUCAUGAAGGUAUAACUCAUAUUUUUUUUUAUCUCCUGCUGCCAAAAUGUCUAGACUGUUUCAUGCCAAUGACAAGUAAUGUAGCGUGCCGUGGCAGCCAUGAGACUGUCAUACAACAACAGUCUUUAGUCAGAGGGCUCUUCAGAGCUGCUGCGAGACUGACUGCCACCUAUCAACUUUGAGGAAAAACAUUCUCUUGCUGUUUAAGAUCUUAGUUCUGCUAACAAGUGCUGUGAUGAAGAGACUAUUUGUGUUAUUGACUUUCCUGUCAGUAGUGUAAUGUAAUGCCCAAACGGUGAACCAUACCUCAGCCUGUAAGGUUUGUGCUUCUCCACCAGAGGGAGCAAUGAUAAAGGAUGAGACUUAAAAAGAGAUCUCGUCUGCAACAUUGAAACCUCAGUGUUUUCUCUUGUACUAUUUUAACUUGACCAAUUACUUGUGUCCAGCUACAAUAUAACUAUAACAUUCAAUUUAAUUAUUGAUUCUAACAUAAUGGA
Molecule: messenger RNA, 1306 nt
Organism: Poeciliopsis prolifica (blackstripe livebearer)
Lineage: Eukaryota; Metazoa; Chordata; Actinopteri; Cyprinodontiformes; Poeciliidae
Gene: pglyrp5
Product: peptidoglycan recognition protein 5
Exons: 4
Coding region: 245-748 (167 amino acids)
Biological process (GO): peptidoglycan catabolic process; innate immune response
Molecular function (GO): zinc ion binding; N-acetylmuramoyl-L-alanine amidase activity; peptidoglycan binding
Source: RefSeq, a predicted model, not a curated record